AUGUUCCUUCGUCCCAACGUCAUUUUGAACGCUGCUUCCAGAGUUGCUACUACUCAACGCACCAACGUGGUCCGCAUGGCCACUCCCUCCAUGCUCCGUAUGUACGCUACUCUUCCCAGAGAAGAUGUUCAAUCUCGUGUUCUUGAUGUUGUAAAGAGUUUUGACAAGGUUGAUGGCAGCAAGGUGACAGCCGAAUCCAACUUUGUCAAGGAUCUUGGUUUAGACAGUUUGGAUACAGUUGAAGUUGUCAUGGCCAUUGAGGAAGAGUUCUCUGUUGAGAUUCCUGACAAGGACGCCGAUGCCAUUCACAGCGUUCAACAAGCCAUUGAUUAUAUCAUCAAGCGUGAUGAUGCUCAUUAA
This is a messenger RNA of Mucor velutinosus, 360 nucleotides long. RefSeq lists its product as uncharacterized. The transcript has 2 exons. The record is from RefSeq and is a predicted model, not a curated record. NCBI's taxonomy places the organism in Eukaryota, Fungi, Mucoromycota, Mucoromycetes, Mucorales, Mucoraceae. Gene Ontology annotation, biological process: fatty acid biosynthetic process. Gene Ontology annotation, cellular component: mitochondrion. The coding region runs from base 1 to 360 and encodes 119 amino acids. Gene Ontology annotation, molecular function: acyl binding; acyl carrier activity.